This is a messenger RNA of Saccostrea cuccullata (small rock oyster), 1045 nucleotides long. Its product is annotated as acid-sensing ion channel 2-like. Gene Ontology annotation, biological process: sodium ion transmembrane transport. Gene Ontology annotation, cellular component: plasma membrane. The transcript has 3 exons. Lineage: Eukaryota; Metazoa; Mollusca; Bivalvia; Ostreida; Ostreidae. Gene Ontology annotation, molecular function: ligand-gated sodium channel activity. The record is from RefSeq and is a predicted model, not a curated record. Bases 89 to 1045 code for a protein of 318 amino acids.
UCAAAAAUCAUGGCGAAGAUAAAAGUUUCUGUGGACAAACAGACAAACGGAUAGACGGACGAUCUGAGCAAAACAUGUAUAUGCAUAUAUGAGUGUUCGAUUAUGGGGGUAUAAAAAUGGGAAGCUAAAGCAUACAUUACGUAGUGAAAUCAAUAUUUUUAAUUUUAUUUUUAGAUACAUCUGGAUGAUCCUGACGUUGGCUAUGACCGGUGCGUUGGUUGCAUUCAUUGUGGAAGCAUUCAUAAACUUUUUCAAAUAUACAACAAUCACACAAGUGUCCGCCGAAAACAAACGAAACAUCGACUUCCCCGCCGUGACCGUCUGCAACAUGAACAUGGUCAGAAACACCAUUACACAGUGCAAUGGCUCGGUCUUCGCAAAUCUGGAUACUCUUUUUCUGAAUUACGGCGAAACUCUGGUAAUAGAAGAUAGACUAACUUCAGAACUUGGGUAUGUGGUUGGAGAAGAUCCAAAUGGAGAAGAAAUGCUGAAAUGUCUCUAUGAGUAUUCUAAUAAAGUACACGAAAUGAUGCCGAUAUGUACGUGGAAAGGAACUCUUAUGAACUGCUCCGAUCUCUUUCAGACCACUCUCACUGAAAUGGGGGUGUGUUUUACGUUCAAUGGGGUGGAGGGACAGAGGUUGCAGGCCUCGUACACUGGACCUGAUGGUGGCCUGAGGAUGUUUGUUGAUAUCGGACAACUAAAUUAUUAUUACUCAGCUACUAUUCAAGCUGGAAUUAAGGUAGUUCUCCAUGACCCAGGGACGGACCCCCUCCCCUCCAUGGGGGGAUUUUUGGUGGCUCCUGGAUUAUCAGCUGAGGCCAUCAUCAGUAAAACAAGGAAAAGCUUUCUUGGUGAUCCUUAUGGUAAAUGUUUAAAGGUCAGCGAAAGUGGGAACCCUCUGAAACGGUAUUCCUUCUACAGUGAAAAGUCUUGUCGAAUGGAAUGCAUGAUAGACCAUUUAGUAAGCGGAAACGAAAGCUGUAGAAAUUGUCGUCACUUCCUUCAUCCAGGUAUAUUUCUUUGGGCGUCGGAAGCAAACUGA